This is a messenger RNA of Leptosomus discolor (cuckoo roller), 1208 nucleotides long. Lineage: Eukaryota; Metazoa; Chordata; Aves; Leptosomiformes; Leptosomidae. The record is from RefSeq and is a predicted model, not a curated record.
GGAACGACCAGGUCUGGUGCUUUGUCUCUUUUGUGCUAUCUGCUGGAGAUGAGCCUAGGCUUGACCUGACCAUGAUUCCAAGGACUGGCACUUCUUUUUUACCCCCAGUUUGUAGAGAUCCAGACCUUCUCUUCCUGAUUGUCAAGAAAAUUAAAUUAUUGCUGAAUUUGGGAAUCUAGGCAGCACCAGCUUACUUUUUUCCCUGCAUCUCUCUGGAAUCAUUUCUGGGAUAUUUUCCAAAUCAUCACAGAAAGCAGGAGGAAUGAACCGGCAGCUAGUGAAAAUUUUGACAACCUUGUUUGCAUUUUUCUUAGAGACAAACCAUUUCAGGACGACUUUCUGUAAAGAACAUGAUUCAAGAUCUGGAAAAUCCCCCUCACAGACCCUGUCUCCUUCAGAUUUUUUGGACAAAUUGAUGGGAAGGACAUCGGGGUAUGAUGCUAGAAUCAGACCAAAUUUUAAAGGUCCUCCAGUAAACGUUACUUGCAAUAUUUUUAUCAACAGUUUUGGAUCAGUCACAGAAACCACAAUGGACUACAGAGUGAACAUUUUUUUGAGACAGCAGUGGAAUGACUCACGUCUGGCUUACAGCGAAUAUCCCGAUGAUUCCUUGGAUUUGGAUCCCUCUAUGUUGGACUCCAUUUGGAAGCCAGAUUUAUUCUUUGCCAAUGAGAAAGGAGCAAACUUCCAUGAUGUCACGACAGACAACAAGUUGCUAAGGAUUUUUAAAACUGGAAAAGUUUUGUACAGUAUCAGGCUUACUUUAACCUUAUCCUGUCCCAUGGACUUGAAGAAUUUUCCUAUGGAUGUACAGACAUGUACAAUGCAGCUAGAGAGCUUUGGCUACACUAUGAAUGAUCUGAUAUUUGAAUGGCUAAGUGAUGGACCUGUGCAAGUUGCAGAGGGUUUGACCUUGCCACAGUUUCUUUUGAAAGAAGAUAAAGAACUCGGUUAUUGCACAAAACAUUACAAUACUGGAAAGUUUACAUGCAUUGAAGUCAAGUUUCAUUUGGAGCGUCAGAUGGGAUACUAUUUAAUCCAGAUGUACAUUCCUAGCCUGCUGAUUGUCAUUUUGUCCUGGGUUUCUUUCUGGAUCAACAUGGAUGCUGCUCCAGCUAGAGUUGCACUGGGUAUCACUACAGUUCUGACAAUGACCACGCAAAGCUCAGGAUCGAGAGCUUCCCUCCCAAAAGUAAGGAAAUCGUUUU